This is a messenger RNA of Panthera uncia (snow leopard), 1901 nucleotides long. Its product is annotated as proline-rich protein 36-like. The record is from RefSeq and is a predicted model, not a curated record. Bases 19 to 1809 code for a protein of 596 amino acids. Lineage: Eukaryota; Metazoa; Chordata; Mammalia; Carnivora; Felidae. The transcript has 2 exons.
UGGGCGGAAACACUGCGCAUGCGGGGAGGUCGAGCGCGCGGGCGACGGGACGCAAGGCGCAUGCGCCCCUGGCUUGGGCGAUGCCCCCGCCCUUUUUUUUUUUUUUUUUUUCUCACGGCAGGUAAUAGGCGACCUCUUUUUCCCUCUCGCCCCGCCCACUCUACCCCUCUCCCGUCAGGGGCGUUGCCAUGGCGACCCAGAGGCCACAACCGGAGGGUGGCGGGCUGGUCUCCUCUGCGGACCUGGCGGCGGCGACAGUGGCAACUCAUGGAGGUUUCAAGAAACUCCGUGGAGGAGACCCGGAAGCGGACGGGCCUCGGCCGUUGCAGGCAUUUCUUCUGGCUGGGCGUCGCCUUCGACACGGUGGGCGCGACCGUGCUGUUCACCGGGGUCUUCGCGCGCCUGGUCUUCUGCGACCUGCUGCUCUACCUGGGUUCCAUCAUCAUCUUCCUCAGCCUGCUGUGGUGGGUCUUCUGGUACACCGGCAACAUCGAACUGACUGCGGAAGAGCCCUCGAAGAGGCCCUUCCACGUGCUCUCCUCCACCAUGGUGGACGCGCUAAGCCAGACGGUCAGCCACCGCUUCUCUCUCACCAUCUGCAACGUGUCCCGCAACUUGAGGGGCUUCCGGCGGCGCUGCAGCCGCAGGAGGUUCCUUAAGACCGUUGCUUCUCUGGAUAUGACCGUCACGGGCCAGCUCGAAAACCGGCUGGAGGAGGAGGACCAGGACAAAGACGCGACGCAAAGUGUCCAGGAGAGCGGCGACGCGCAAGACCUGCGCGGAGAGGACCUGGGCCCCAAACCUGAACCGGUCGGAAGUUCCGAGGGAGUUCGCUCCCCAGGCCCUGGGGCCGGGCUGCCAGGGUUCGUGAAGGGAUCGUCAUCCACGCAUCUGGGGCCGCCUGAGUUCGUUGUGUCUCCUCCCGACCGGCCUCGGGCCCCAGCCGUCCUCCCCUUCAGGAGCCAGCACGGAGUCCCCUGGCCCUCCGCCCGCCAGCCUCCAGCUGUGCGUUCUUUGAGGAUCCAGCCUGCAGUCAGUCUUGCCACUGCGGGUCAGCCUGCCGCCUCCUUGGCUUCCGGCAGUCAGGCUGCGCCCAUCCUGGCUUCUAAGAGUCUGCCCGCUGUCCCCUCGACCUCCAUGAGUCAACCUGGACUCGUCCCUGCCUCUCAGAGCCAGUCCUUGGUGUCUCUGCCAACGCAGAGCCAACCCUUGGUGCCCAUGGCCACUCAGAGCCACCUCUUGGUGCCCGUGGCCUCUCAGGGUCAUCCCCUGGUGCCAGCAUCUGCGCAGAGCAACCUCCAGGCCCUUUUGGCCUCUCAAAGCUACCAGCUGUUGUCUGCAGCCUCACAGAGCCACCUCCAAGCCCCCCUAGCCUCACAGAGCCAGCCUGAGAAUCUUUCUCUGGUCUCUGAAACUACAUCUCCAGUUGCUCUGGCUCCCCAAGCCCAGGCCCUGAGCACCCCUGUGUCUGUGAUCCAGCUUCUGUCAUCCCAGUCUUUUCAGAACCAAACUGUGGACCUGCGGCUCUCCCUUGCUGUCCCGGACUUUCAGGCCCUGUGUCACACCCGGCAGGACCCCCAGAGCAUCAUGUCUUUAGUUCGAGAGAUGACUCCCAGCCAGUCUGCGUCGGCCCAGGAGUUUCAGAAGCCAGUUGCACAGGCUUCUGAGACUCCACUGCCAGUGAGCCAGGAGCUGAGUCAGGAACCCCCUGCCACCGCAUCUCCACCCCCUGGGUCCCAGGCCCAGCAGUCAGUGCCCCCUGAGAACACACCUGUCCCUGCCUCAGAGACGAGAAGUCACCCUCCCUAGUACAGAACCAGACCCCAGCCAUCCGAGUGGCUGCUCAGGCCUUUGCCAAAAUCACCAGUGUUUCUACAGACUUAAGUGCCAACUUUAUAAAA